Messenger RNA from Mixia osmundae IAM 14324, 2217 nucleotides. RefSeq lists its product as uncharacterized. Lineage: Eukaryota; Fungi; Basidiomycota; Mixiomycetes; Mixiales; Mixiaceae. The record is from RefSeq and is a predicted model, not a curated record. Gene Ontology annotation, molecular function: phosphate transmembrane transporter activity. The coding region runs from base 1 to 2217 and encodes 738 amino acids. The transcript is spliced from 15 exons. Gene Ontology annotation, cellular component: mitochondrial inner membrane. Gene Ontology annotation, biological process: mitochondrial phosphate ion transmembrane transport.
AUGCCGCACAUGCGGCGAUUCAUGUCGAGCGAGCCCUACACGGUCCCGCCGAGCCGUAUGGCAGAGAUCGGCGCAGCAAUGGACUAUUACGUGCGCAAUAGCUCACCCGAAGUCGAGAAAGAAUGGCGAGUGAUCGAAUCGAAGCCCGGCCUGCAGACUUUUCAGCGGACCGAUCCAGCGGACCCGUAUGGGUUGCCUAUGCUUCGACAUAUCUGUACAAUCGAAAACACAACCACCGAAGCGGUCAGCUUGCUCGUGACACUACCAGACACACGGCAGCUUUGCUUUCCUCGCGAGCUCUACAGUCACGCGAUCACAAGGCACUCGGCCUACACCUUCUACCUGCGUCUAGCUGGCUUCGGCUGGCUCGUACAAGCCCGUGAUGUCUGCGGACUCACUUGCAUCUACAGGCAAUCCACCGAGAACGCGAUCACGAGGAUUGUGCAAUGCUCGGCCAAGCUGCCGGAAUGCCCACUCGAUCCAAACUACGUCCGAGCCACCGUCACUUCUGCUGUUUGGGAGCUCGAGCCUGUCAACGACGGCAAGGAUGUCACAAUCAGUUAUUUCUUCAAGAUCUCACUCAACGGCAGCAUGGCCAUCAGCCUGAGCAAGUAUGUCGUGCGAGAGCAGAUCACCAACAUGGGCAUGCUGCGCGACUUUGUCAGGGACAACGGUUGGGCGCCCUACGUCGUCCUGCUCGGCGAGACGAACGGGCCACAAUCACGAUUCGGCUAUCUCAGCUUCAGCAUGACGAAUCCACACCGAGAGCUCAUCUUCUCCAUCGAUCGCACCGUGCCAGACGAUGUCAUUCCCGUCAGAUACGACAAACGCAUGUAUCCGAACGGGGUCGAAUGCCUCUUGAGCGGUACGGCAGCGGCACAAGCCAGCAUAACAGACGAUCGCGCCGGCAGCAUUCACAUCACCCUCUCGCACUCUGCCCGCAAUCAGCAGCUCGAGGUCCUCGUACACGCCAAACCUCCGCCCACGCAAUCUUCACUGCACCGUCGUCGUCGUCGCGGGCCGCGUAUUGCCGCCUGCCGCGUUGGCAUUCGCGUCAUCGUCGUUAUCAAACUCGAGAUUGACGCAACGCCGACGCAAGCUCCGAACCGGGUCCUCAGCGGUCCUCAGCCUUGCGGAGACUCCGGCACAUCUCUCUUGCUGUCUGCAAAGCAGAACAGCAAUACGUCCGAGCGCCGGCUGCGACAACACGGCAGCUUGCCUCGUAGAGCUGUCCCGCAGCGGAGACUGCUCCCAAGGCCGAUAGUACCGACGUUCGGCCACAAAGAGCUAGAUAGCUACGGCUUGUACAAAUAUACCCUCAAAGACUAUGGCGUCAUGUUCACUGCAGGAGCGAUAUGUUGCACGGCUACGCACGGCGCCAUGACGCCCAUUGAUGUCAUCAAGACGACGGUGCAAGUUAAUCCCAAGUUCAAAGGAAUGGGAAUACUGUCCGGCGGACGAGCGCUCGUCUCUGCCGAGGGGCCGAGUGUCCUCAUGACCGGCUUCGGUCCAACAGCCGCUGGCUACCUGCUCCAAGGCGGUGCCAAAUUCGCAGGCUACGAGUUCUGGAAGAAACAGCUGGUCACAUACGCUGGUGGCUCAGAAGCAGCUAUACCUCAUCGGACGGCUAUAUACCUCGUCGGCGCAUCUAUUGCCGAGUUCUUUGCAGAUAUCCUGCUCACGCCUCUCGAGGCUGUUCGAAUUCGUCUCGUCUCCGAGCGCGGCUACGCCUCAAGCUUGUCUACCGGGUUCGUGCGUAUGGCGAAAGAAGGCGGCCUGAAGCAAUUCUAUGCUGGCUUCAUUCCGAUCCUGUGCAAGCAGAUUCCCUACGCAGUUGGCCAGUUCACAGUCAACGAGUGGGCGCACGAGACUGUCUACAAAGCAAUGUCGAAAGAGACACAGCAGAAUCUAUCGCCCGCUGCAAACGGCGUCAUCACCCUUGGCUGCGGAAUGACAGCUGGUGUGGCCGCAGCGGUGCUUUCCCAUCCUGCAGACACGCUUCUCUCGCAGAUCAACAAGGGCAAAGGUGGUUCGGGUAGCGCGACUUCACAGCUCAUCUCGAUGGCGAAAGAAGUCGGCUUCAGAGGUCUUUGGGCAGGUCUUGGACCGCGUACGGUGAUGACCGUCGGUCUCGUAUCGGGUCAAUUUAUUCUCUACAAGUAUAUCAAGGAAGCACUUCACGCUCCUCCUGGCGUCGAAAUUCACAAAGGGGAAUAG